AUGCGCUGGACGUUUGUCCACCUGCUGAUGCUGCCGACACUCGUCUGUCCGUCUUGCGCUGCGGUCGAGGCGAAUGUUCCCGCCAGCUGCCCGGAGCACCAGAGGGCCUUCGGCGGCUCCUGCUACGAGUUUGUGGAUCUCCGGCAUAGUUUCGUCAGUGCACAGGCUCGGUGCGAGCAGCGCGGUGGACACCUGGCGUUCAUCCACGAUGAAGAAACUCAACAUUUCCUUCAGAGACUCUCGGACCCCGAGAAGGAUGUGUGGCUCGGACUGGCACCCGACGCCACUCUGAACUUACGACAUUAUGCAACCCCUGAAGCUCACUGCCACGGCCGGCAGGUGUGCCAGGUUGCUGCAGUGGUGGACUCCCUGGUUGAGCCGUGUCCUCAGAGCUACCUGUCUGUGGACCACCACUGCACAGACGGGCUCACGCUGUCAGUGAGCGCCGUGGCAGCUGUUUUUGACGACGUCACCAUCAGCGUGGCGUGGCUCUUACGUGAGACUCAGGGAACGCCCAGCUGCAAGAUCAGUACCGGAGACGGACGAGUUGUUUACCUGCGCAGUCCAGAGGGGUUGGAGAGCAGCGAGGUGCACAGGUAUACUCACCCGGGCACAUUUGUUGUGGCGGUCGAAUGCGGCACCGGCAGCGGCGUUCACGUGGCGGCUCAGAGCACGAUCGCCAUCCAAGAACCCAUCACGGUGUUCGGUGGCGUCCGGUGCUUCGCCGGGGGCCGCCGGUCCUUUCAGGCCAACGGCUGCCAGACCCUCCAGGGAGAGGCGCUUCUCAUUGAAAUGGCGGUGAAGGCAGGUUCAAACGUGAACUACAGAAUCCAGAGGGAUGACACGUUGUUGCUGGGUUCCUCCGUAUUUAGAGGAAAUGUUCCCGAGAACAUCUCCGUGACUCCAGAGGCGAUGCAGCGGCUCGGGCCCGGCUGCCACCGGCUGACCCUCUACGCAUCCAACAUGGUCACGGAGCGGGAGGUGUGCACACACCUGCAGGUGUGUGUGUUGGAGAGGGUAGGCGGGCUCCGGGCCUCCGUGUCUCCAGAGGGGGGGGAUCAUCUCCGCUCUCCGGGUCUGACUGUCGGUGUUUCCCUGGACCGCGGGGCGCCGGUGCUGCUCCUCUUCUCUCUGACCGGAGACAACAGCUCGCACUACGACACCAGAGAAAUGAAAACAGGCGAGGGCGUCUUUCAUCUUGCGAAUCCAAUUCAAGGACCCGUACGUGUGAAACUCAGAGCGUGGAACGACCUCUCCUCUCUGGAAGUGGAAGUGUUGGCUUUCUGUGGCGAAGAUCCGGUGAAGGAUUUCACUGCAACCUCGACCUCUUCAAUUCAGGAUGUUCAGGCUUCUGUGGAGAAUACCGUGGUUCAGCUAAAGAAGCAAGGUCUUCUGUUAGGAGAAACUGUGGGACCACUCGUCAGUUCUGUGUCCAAUAAACUGAAUGAGGAAUCGGAUGAAUUGAACAGAGACAUGAGGCAAAAGCUUCGGGAGACGCUGCUGGAGAUAUUGAUUGACACAGUAAAAGAAGCUCCGCCCAAAACUCCAGAAGUAGUUCACGUGAUAGCCAAAGCUCUUGCUGCUCUCGUCCAGAAGGGCACUGAGCUCAGCACCUCUGCCCAGGUAGAGGCUUCUCUCCUCUUUGUAAACCUGAGCUCAAAUCUGCUCGACAUAGACGUGAACAAUGACAACGUGAAUAAAGUUCACGCUGCAGCCAGCAGCAUCGUGGAGGGUGCAAGCAACAUCCUGGACUAUUCUUCCGACAAAAGCAUCUCCGAUGCCCUUCUCCUGUCUCUGAGCAAUACACAGAGUGUACUGUUGGGGUAUAUAGAAACCAACAAAGCGCCAACCAUCAUCAAACAAGCUAACGUUUGUGUGCUUGUAAAUAGAGUGACACCGGGAAGAUUACACACAGAGGCUCUGAAUAUUCCCAACCGUUCCACCGUCACAUUUUCUCUCCCAACACUACUCUCUCGUAUAUUACCUUCAGACGAACCAGUGGAUAUACGAAUGCUGACUUUAGAAAAAAAAGCAUUUUCCUGGCAUGAGAGAGGGGACAUUAGUGGCAAAAUCGGUGCUCUCUCCCUCUCAAGAGAAGAUGGCUCCAAUAUCUCUUUGGAGAACCUGAGCGAGGACAUUGAGAUUCGCAUACCGAGGCCUGAUGGAGAGCGGGUGAAAGCCACUUUUUUGGAUCUGGGGAACUACAGCACGACAGUCAUAAACAUUCCUUCAGGCAACAACACGCUGGUGUUAAAGAUGGUGCCUUCGAAAGAUCCUUUACCCUUCAAACUGUACCUCGGUCACAUGGACUACCCCACUGAAACCAAUCAUGUUGCAAUGACAGAGAUGCCUCACCAGGGAGCAACACAAGAGGAGAGAUAUACUUGGCUACUCAACGCGACGGAUUUAAAGGGAAGCAAUGGAGUGCACUACCUUGUGGUGAGGCCCAUUGUCGGUCCAGGUAUAAAAUCCAUCAAUGCCACAUUAUCAAUAACCUCCUUCACUGCUGCAUGUAAAUUCUGGAAUGAAUCAGUAUUGGAGUGGGAAACUUUUGGAUGCAGGAUCGGUGUUCAGACCACACCUUUAGUCACCCAGUGUCUCUGCAACCACCUCACCUUCUUCGGGGACUCUUUCUUCGUCACUCCCAACCUCGUCGACGCGUCACGCACCGCUGAGCUGUUUGCGACUUUCGGUGAAAACCCUGUGGUGGUCUGCUUUGUAGGGUCCAUCGUUGUGGCCUAUCUCUUGGUGGUUGUGUGGGCGCGACGGAAAGACAUCCAUGACACCGCCAAGGUGAAGGUGACCGUGCUGGACGACAACGACCCGUCAGACGAGUACCGCUACCUGUUGAGUGUCAGCACCGGACAUCGGAGAGGAGCCUCCACUUCCUCCCAGGUGACGAUCACUCUGCUGGGUGCAGAGGGAACCAGUGAACCGCAUCACCUGGCGGCUCCGAAGAAGUGUUUGUUUGAGAGGGGUGCGGUGGAUGUGUUCCUGCUGACGACGCCCUUCUCCCUGGGAGACCUGCAGAGCAUCAGACUGUGGCACAACAACUCAGGGAGCCAUCCUGCCUGGUUUGUUGGCAACGUCAUGGUCCAUGAUCUACACACAGAGCAGAAAUGGCAUUUUCUAUGCAACUCCUGGCUGGCCAUCGACAUCGGCGAUGGUUCCCUCGAUAAGGUCGUUCCUGUUGCCACGGAGACGGACUUGAAGAGGUUCAGUAACUUGUUCUUCAUGAAGACCGCAAAGGACUUCAGCGACGGACACCUCUGGUACUCUGUGGUCAAUCGCCCCCCGAGCAGCACCUUCACUUGUGUCCAGAGGGUUUCCUGCUGCUUUGCACUGCUGCUCUGCACCAUGCUGACCAGCAUCAUGUUCUACGGCAUCCCAACAGACCCCUCGGACCAGACCAUGGACCUGGGUCAAUUUGAGUUUACCUGGCAGCAGUUCAUGGUCGGAGUUCAGAGUUCCCUCAUCAUGUUUCCCAUAAAUAUCCUUAUCGUUACCAUCUUUAGAAACUCGCGUCCUCGAGAGACGUCUUGUUGCAGGCGAAAAGCCAAAAAACAGAAUUCUUUCUCACCGACGACCACCACCACGAAUGUUAAUGUAUCUCUAGAUACCGUCAUUAAGACCAUGAAAAGCAACAUACCGAGCACAGAGUGUGAGUUUGGGCCUGGACAACAAGUCGAUAUCAACGCUGUUCUGUCCGCGGUGGAGGACUUCAUCAAACUCAAUAACAAAACCAUUGACGCAGCCCAGCCCAAAACGCCACCAGAGGGCAGUCCUGGGUCAACAGUGGAGGCGAAUCAAAAGAAGAGCAACAAAAGCCUGUAUCUGUACCAGCAGCUGUGCCACGUGGACAAAGAGCUGAGCCAGCUGGGGCCCUCGGGCUUCCCCAGCCCACAGAGCCACAGCCGGGCCCUGCAACAGAUCCAGACCAUCAAGGGCUGCCUCGAACAACAGCUCUUCAAAGUCGGCUGCGUCAAACCAGAUGAACUCACCCAGAACAAGUGGAGCCCUGCCGACAGCAUCGAUGGGGACGGCGGGCAGAAGAAGAAGGGCUGCUGUCACGGAGGGCUGCCCUGGUGGUUUGUGUUCGUGGGCUGGCUGCUAGUAUUCGCCAGCAGCUUCGUAUCGGGAUAUUAUACGAUGCUUUACGGGCUGAAAUUUGGGAAGGAUCGCUCCGUGAGCUGGUUGGUGUCCAUGAUUAUCUCCUUUUUCCAGAGUGUCCUCGUCCUGCAGCCAUUGAAGAUGUUAUGUCUCGCACUCUUCUUUGCACUUGUGAUAAAGAAAGUCGAUGAGGACGAUUUCCAAAAUAUGGAGUUUGAAAGAAAUCUAGAGACGAAUAACUCUUCACCCACAGGUGACAGUAAGGAGCAACAGACGGUCACACGGGAUCACAGCCUCUACGAGCCUCCUCCUGCUGCAGACAUCGAGGCGAUGAGGAGGAAACAGAUCAUGCAACAGAAAGCCUUUGCCCUCCUCAAAGAGAUAUUGACCUACAUGGGGUUCAUGUGGAUGCUGCUGCUGGUGGCGUACGGCCAGAGAGAUCCCAACGCGUUUUUCCUGAACCGUCACAUCCGGGAUAGUUUCAUUGGCAAGACCUCAACCAGCAAGAGUCUUAAAGAAGUGUUCACCUGGGCCAACACGUCUCUAUUAAGUAACCUUUUUGGAGUUUAUCAAGGAUACAUCACGGAUGGAAACUCCAAGCUCGUGGGCAAAGCUCGUCUUCGUCAACUGAGAGUGCUGAAUGACUCGUGUCAGAUUGCAACCCCUAUGCUCCAGUUUGCACCAGACUGUAACGCUCUAUAUUCGUGGGAGGUGGAGGACAUGGGCUCCUAUGAGACUGGCUGGAACCGCUCUGAGAGGAACAAUACCUCUCCGAGCACAUCCAGCCCGUGGACGUACCAGACACAGUCUCAGCUCAGGGCUUAUCCCAUCUGGGGCAAAAUGGUGCUCUACAGGGGAGGUGGCUACGUAGCGGAGCUCGGCCCGGAUCUACAAGAUGCCAGAAGCACCCUGGAGUCCCUGUUCAGGAAUACCUGGCUGGACGUGUACACAAGGGCGGUCUUUGCCGAGUUCACCGUUUAUAAUGCUAACGUGAACCUCUUCUGCAUCGUCACCCUCUUGCUGGAGACCACGGCUGUAGGAGCUUUUCAGUUCCACAGCGAGCUGCGGAGCGUUCGUCUUUACCAAUCCACCGGUGGGCUCUACAUCUUCGUUAUGGCAGCUGAGAUCACAUACCUGCUUUUCAUCCUCUAUUACAUGUUCCUGCAGGGCAAAUUAAUGCGUCGGCAGCGCUGGGCUUACUUCAGGGGCAAGUGGAACCUCCUUCAGCUGACCAUCAUCAUACUGAGCUGGAGUGCCGUGGGGGUCUUCAUCAAGAGGACCCUGCUCGGGAACCGCGAUAUGACCUACUACCAGAACCACAAGGACCAAUUUGCCAGUUUUUACGAGACGGCCAUAGCGGACUCGGUGCUCCAGUAUCUGAUCGCCUUCUUGGUCCUGCUGGCCACCUUCCAAAUGUGGCACCUGCUCAGACUGAACCCCAAGAUGAACGUGAUCACCGCCGCACUGCAGCGGGCCUGGAACGACAUAGCCUCUUUUCUUGUGGUCAUUGUGAUCAUGUUGGUGGCGUAUUCCGUUGCGUCCAACGUGAUCUAUGGCUGGAAGAUCUCCUCCUACAGAACUUUGAUUGAUGCUCUCCUCACCGUCAUCAGUAUGCAGAUAGGCAUGUUCAACUAUGCGGAGGUCUUGGACGACACCCCCGUGCUCGGCGGGUUGCUGUUCGGUUCCUGCGUCGUGUUGAUGACGUACGUGGUGCUCAAUCUGCUCCUCUCGGUGAUCCUGGUGGCGUUCCACGAGGAGCAAAUACAUCACAAGCCCUCAGAUGAAGAGGAGAUCGUUGACCUGUUGCUGGAGAAUAUCUGCAGUCUUUUUGGGAUCAGAUAUAAAGGCACAAAAGACGCCCGGGGGCCGGAAGUGAACGAGGAGGCGGGCGCCACCCCGACUAGAAGCAGCAAUACGCCUAACAAUGCCUAGAUGAUGGGGAAAAGUCAUCUGAAAACUCAGUAAACUCAGAGGAACAUUGCAUUAUUUAGGGUAUACAUGUUCACAUUUCUUGUUGUUUAUUAUUCUUUGCUACUGACUAAAAUAUGUAAUAAAAUAAAAGGAAAUGUACUGAUGUCUGUAAUGGCCUGUUACAAAAGCUCGACUGAGUCCAGAAACCUGAAAUUAAGUUUGAGGACCACGUUUCAAUAGUUUAUUAUAGCAUUUGCAAAUGUGCUCAGAUUAUACAGUGUGCCUUGCCAAAUUUCUGGGUUUCUUUUUGUAAAAAGAAAAGAAUAUCAGAAAUCAGUGUCAUUGUAAUCCACUUAUAUUUAGCCAGUAGUUAAUAUAUAACAUAAUAUGUUGAACGAAUAAAGCAGGCUUUGUCUAUACAGUUUGGGCUCAUUGCGUUUACACAAACAAGGUUAAAGGACAACUUAUUAAAAUCACAUUUACUACACCAGACCCUUGCCCAAGAACAUUAUGCAAAUUAUAUAAGAUUAUAAUGAAACGUAUAAAAGCAAAUAGAUAAAUAAAACAAAAUACAGUACAAAAAAAAAAAAAAAGGAAUCUGGUUUAGUCCACCAGGGGGAGCCCUCUCUUUCAUAUCAGCGUCUCAUGGAAGCAGCGACAGCAUUUAACCCUUUCUAGACUGGGUGGACAUCGGAGCCCUGAGAUC
This is a messenger RNA of Pseudoliparis swirei, 6727 nucleotides long. Its product is annotated as polycystic kidney disease protein 1-like 2. Gene Ontology annotation, biological process: detection of mechanical stimulus. Bases 1 to 6042 code for a protein of 2013 amino acids. Gene Ontology annotation, cellular component: membrane. Gene Ontology annotation, molecular function: calcium ion binding; protein binding; calcium channel activity. The transcript has 36 exons. NCBI's taxonomy places the organism in Eukaryota, Metazoa, Chordata, Actinopteri, Perciformes, Liparidae. The record is from RefSeq and is a predicted model, not a curated record.